Exaiptasia diaphana is the source of this 919-nucleotide messenger RNA. Its product is annotated as TNF receptor-associated factor 6. The transcript has 5 exons. Gene Ontology annotation, molecular function: zinc ion binding. Gene Ontology annotation, cellular component: plasma membrane signaling receptor complex. Gene Ontology annotation, biological process: regulation of canonical NF-kappaB signal transduction; tumor necrosis factor-mediated signaling pathway; positive regulation of JNK cascade. The record is from RefSeq and is a predicted model, not a curated record. The coding region runs from base 220 to 759 and encodes 179 amino acids. Lineage: Eukaryota; Metazoa; Cnidaria; Anthozoa; Actiniaria; Aiptasiidae.
AUCCAAUCCACGACAUGCAAAACUCAAUGAGCUGUCAACUAAAUGACGUCAUAGCGACUCCCAUGUAUGCCAUAUCUCGCUAGUUUCACUUUAGACAGGAUACUUGAAGCAGGUAGUGUUUUUACCAUGGCUAGUAACACUGAGUUACAGUCUGGAUACGACUAUUAAUUUGUCGUACAAGUACAUGAAGACUACAUUUGUAGUAUUUGUCAUCUUGCAAUGCGAAAACCCGUACAGACAAAAUGUGGACAUCGAUUUUGUAAGGAUUGUUUGGACGCAGCCUUAGAAAGAAAGCCAAAAUGUCCUCUGGACAAUGAGUCCUUGAGUUCACAGCAAAUAUUCGAAGAUGUAGCAACAGAACGACAAAUUCUUUCACUCGAAAUGAAGUGUCCGAACCAUUGUGAUUGGCAGGGAGAACUGAGAUAUGUCCAGACUCAUGAUGAGAAAUGUCCGCUGACCAUUGUACCCUGCAGUUACGUCAGUAUUGGAUGCAAUUUUAAGGGACCACGAAGAUCUUUAAGCGAUCAUUAUAAAAACAACCUGGUAGAACAUCAUGACAUCACCACACAACAACUAUUGACCCUUCAAGAUGAAAACAUUGAACUCAAGAAACAAGUUUUGGAACUCAAGGCGUCUAGCACUGAAAGCAUUAGUGAUCUCAAGAAACAAGUUUUGGAACUCAAGGCGUCUAGCAUUGCACUGAUACCCAAAGAUUACAAUUCACGCAAUAGUUACACAUGGAAAAUCAACGAUUUCUGAAGAGUUCUCUACCGGCCACUAAGGCCUGGACACUAGUUAGAUACCGCUGACCGGCUCAGUAGGAGCGGCCAUCUUGUUUACGUUAAUAUUGCGUUUUAUUACACGACUAUAAUACAUGACUAUUCAGCACUAGCAUAUCUUUAUUCAUGUAAGUUAUCCA